Messenger RNA from Mollisia scopiformis, 1099 nucleotides. RefSeq lists its product as uncharacterized. The transcript is spliced from 3 exons. The record is from RefSeq and is a predicted model, not a curated record. The coding region runs from base 89 to 1000 and encodes 303 amino acids. NCBI's taxonomy places the organism in Eukaryota, Fungi, Ascomycota, Leotiomycetes, Helotiales, Mollisiaceae.
CACGAUAAACAUCAUUCCUUCAUACCCAUCACUUGAACCAUUCUCCUCUCAUAAUAAAAAGUAAAUACAUUUUCCCCUUAUAUCCAAGAUGAUAACUCCCCUCCCCUACACCCUCCACACCCGCUACCGCUCCAUCGCCCUCGCCUGGACCGUCAUCCUCAUCCCGCCCACCAUCCUCAACAUCGGCCUCUUCUACGACCUCUGGUUCGGCACCUCUCUCGAUCGAAUCCUCGUCCUCACGCUCCCGACCGGCAUCCUGGGAAUCUUCACCAUAAUCGCCAUCAUAGAACGGAUCUACAAACUCACCAAAUCCUCCCCGGAAUAUAGACCUUUAAACGGGUCUCGAUUUUCUCUAGAUGUUUUUCAAUGGGGAUAUUUCGGUGCUCUGAUCUUGAUUUCGGCGUUAAUUUCUUCUGCUCUUGCACGCGGGGAUGUGGAUGCGGAUGGGCAUGAGUUGCAGAUUAGAUUAGUGUCUCUACCUGCUGCUUUGUUGAUGUUUUUCUUGGCUGUGUUGACUCUUUUGUCGUUGGUUCUUAAUGGGGUUGGGGUGAAGCUUCCGUUCCGGUUUGGGAGUGUGGAGAAGGGGAACGUGGUGAGGCCGGCGGUGUUUUAUAUUGUGGAGGAUGUGGUGGCGGUUGAUGGGAAUGGGGGAGUGGAGUUUAGGGAGAAGUGGGGGGAGAGGUAUGAGGGAAGUGUGGUGUUUAGAAAGAUGGUUUUGGAGGUUAGUGUUGUGUGGAUGGUGGCGUUUUUUGUGUUGAGUGGAGUGUUCACGGUACUAGUUAUGUGGCUGCCAGUAGAGGCAGUCUAUGCCGUAGGGUGGGCUGGGCCAUUUCCUAUCGCGGGCUUGAUGGCUGUUUGGACGAUCUACUACGUCAAGGCUAUGUUGAAGGCGGAGAAAGAGGCUGAGGGAGGGUCAGUAGAGAACGGGAAUGUCAACGGGAAUGGACAGGCUCCUAGACAAGGUGGAAAUGAGACGACUCCAUUGUUAGAUAGAGCUUAGGGUAGCAAACGCAAUUUGUGCAACUUGCGCGAUUCGCGCUGGUUGCGCCAUCUGCGCUACCUGCGCUGUUCGCGCUGUCAUCGCACUUUUCAUCGACCC